Pangasianodon hypophthalmus (striped catfish) is the source of this 4446-nucleotide messenger RNA. RefSeq names its product receptor-type tyrosine-protein phosphatase eta-like. Gene Ontology annotation, molecular function: protein binding. The record is from RefSeq and is a predicted model, not a curated record. Bases 655 to 4446 code for a protein of 1263 amino acids. NCBI's taxonomy places the organism in Eukaryota, Metazoa, Chordata, Actinopteri, Siluriformes, Pangasiidae. The transcript has 16 exons.
GAGAAACACUGAACUAGACAUUAUGACGCCAAUAACUUACUAGCAGCUGACAAAUGUUAGUCAGCUGACAAAAAGUACGCUAGCUAAUUAUCUGAGGGGAAAAUAUGGUUUCUUGUAAUCAAUUAGACAAAUUACACUCUCUGUAAGAAAAAUUCUAAAACAGUUUUUUACUUAUGUAUUUACAGUUAACAUUAAGUUACUUAAUUUUGCACUGUAGCAUAUCUAUUAUAAUACAGAGCCCCAAACUUCUAGCUACUUAAAAUUACCUUGCAUUUUCUCUAUAACACUGUCCUAUAUUUUACUUCAUGAUGUCCUGUGCUGCUGCAUUAUGUGUUGCACCAUGGUCCUAAAGAUUUGAUAGUGGCAGUAAAAACCCAAAUGACUUGGUGGGGUGGUUAAAUCUUGUGCCACACAGAAGCAAGUGACAAGCAGUCAAAUUUGGAUGGUAGUAUUCAGUAGAGCUAACACUGCUUUCUUACUACAACUAUGAGAAAAGCAAAUAAAAGCUAAAAAAAAAAAAUAACAAAACAGGAGUUUCUCCUGACGGCCAAUCCGAGCUCGAGGUGGAGAGACCUUACUUCCUUCACACACAGGCUCUCAAACUUUAAACAGCACAUGUGAACUUUCAGCAGUCAGUAGGACUCACCAAGCACCAUGAGAAGCUAUAUAAACAUCCAAACGACUCUCCUGAGUAUGCUUCUGUUUCAGAGCAUAAUUGCUACAGGAGGGGAAAGUACAGGUACAGAGCCAGGUGUUGUUGCCAAUCUCACUGUCUCUAGCAAAACCAUAUCAUCUGUGUCUCUAACCUGGAAUGAGCCACAUGGGAACUGGUCCUUCUUUAUAGUAACAUGGACUGAUGGCAGUGUGAAUAACAGCAGGAACACUUCAGACACGUCUUACACUGUCACUGGUCUGACUGCUGGAGUGAGCUACACAUUCACUGUUACUGCAGUUGCUGCAGAUAACCAAACUGCAGGAGCACCAGCUCAAAUCUCAGUAUUCACAAAGCCAGAUUCUGUCACCAGUCUCACUGCCUCUACCAAAACCACAUCAUCUGUGUCUCUAACCUGGAAUGAGCCACAUGGGAGCUGGUCCUACUUUACAGUAAAUUGGACUGGUGGCAGUGUGAAUAACAGCAGGAACACUUCAGACACGUCUUACACUGUCACUGAUCUGACUGCUGGAGUGAACUACACAUUCACUGUUACUGCAGUUGCUGCAGAUGGUGAAACUAGUGGAGAACCAACUCAAACCUCAGCAUUCACAAAGCCAGAUGCUGUCACCAGUCUCAUUGUCUCUAACAAAACCACAUCAUCUGUGUCUCUAACCUGGAAUGAGCCACAUGGGAGCUGGUCCUACUUCACAGUAACAUGGACAGUGUUGAAUGGCAGUGUGAAUAACAGCAGGAACACUUCAGACACGUCUUACACUGUCACUAGUCUGACUGCUGGAGUGAGCUACACAUUCACUGUUACUGCACUUGCUGCAGAUGGACAAACUGCAGGAGCCCCAACUCCAAUCUCAGCAUUCACAAAGCCAGAUGCUGUCACCAGUCUCACUGUCUCUAACAAAACCACAUCAUCUGUGUAUCUAACCUGGAAUGAGCCACAUGGGAACAGAUCCUACUUUACAGUAAAUUGGACUGAUGGCAGUGUGAAUAACAGCAAGAACACUUCAGACACGUCUUACACUGUCGCUGGUCUGACUGCUGGAGUGAGCUACACAUUCACUAUUACAGCAGUUGCUGCAGAUAAACAAACUGCAGGAGCACCAGCUCAAACCUCAACAUUCACAAAGCCAGGUGUUGUUGCCAAUCUCACUGUCUCUAACAAAACCACAUCAUCUGUGUCUAUAACUUGGAAUGAGCCAAAUGGGAACAGGUCCCACUUUACAGUAACAUGGACUGAUGGCAGUGUGAAUAACAAGAGUACCACUUCAGACACGUCUUACAAUGUCACUGGUCUGACUGCUGGAGUGAACUACACAUUCACUGUUACUGCAGUUGCUGCAGAUGGACAAACUGCAGAAGCCCCAACUCCAAUCUCAGCAUUCACAAGUCCAGAUGGUGACAUCAACCUCACUGUCUCUAACAAAACCACAUCAUCUGUGUCUCUAACCUGGAAUGAGCCACAUGGGAACUGGUCCUUCUUUACAGUAAAAUGGACUGAUGGCAGUGUGAAUAACAGCAGGAACACUUCAGACACGUCUUACACUGUCACUGGUCUGACUGCUGGAGUGAGCUACACAUUCACUGUUACUGCAGUUGCUGCAGAUGGUGAAACUAGAGGAGAACCAACUCAAACCUCAGCAUUCACAAAGCCAGAUGCUGUCACCAGUCUCACUGCCUCUAACGAAACCACAUCAUCUGUGUCUCUAACCUGGAAUGAGCCACAUGGGAACUGGUCCUACUUUACAGUAAAAUGGACUGAUGGCAGUGUGAAUAACAGCAGGAACACUUCAGACACGUCUUACACUGUCACUGGUCUGACUGCUGGAGUGAACUACACAUUCACUGUUACUGCAGUUGCUGCAGAUAAACAAACUGCAGGAGCACCAGCUCAAAUCUCAGCAUUCACAAAGCCAGAUGCUGUCACCAGUCUCACUGUCUCUAACAAAACCACAUCAUCUGUGUCUCUAACCUGGAAUGAGCCACAUGGGAACAGGUCCUUCUUUACAGUAAAAUGGACUGAUGGCAGUGUGAAUAACAGCAGGAACACUUCAGAUACGUCUUACAAUGUCACUGGUCUGACUGCUGGAGUGAGCUACACAUUCACUGUUACUGCAGUUGCUGCAGAUAACCAAACUGAAGGAGCACCAACUCCAAUCUCAGCAUUCACAAAGCCAGAUGCUGUCACCAGUCUCACUGUCUCUAACAAAACCACAUCAUCUGUGUCUCUAACCUGGAAUGAGCCACGUGGGAACAGGUCGUACUUUACAGUAAAAUGGACUGAUGGCAGUGUGAAUAACAGCAAGAACACUUCAGACACGUCUUACACUGUCACUGGUCUGACUGCUGGAGUGAGCUACACAUUCACUGUUACUGCAGUUGCUGCAGAUGGACAGACUGCAGGAGCCCCAACUCCAAUCUCAGCAUUCACAAAUCCAGGUGUUGUAACCAAUCUCACUAUCUCUAACAAAACCACAUCAUCCGUAUCUCUAACUUGGAAUGAGCCGCGUGGGAACAGGUCCUACUUUACAGUAAAAUGGACUGAUGGUAACAGCAGGAACACUUCAGACACGUCUUACACUGUCACUGGUCUGACUGCUGGAGUGAACUACACAUUCACUGUUACUGCAGUUGCUGCAGAUGGACAAACUGCAGGAGCCCCAACUCUAAUCUCAGCAUUCACAAAACCAGAUGUUGUCACCAGUCUCAUUGUCUCUACCAAAACCACAUCAUCUGUGUCUCUUACCUGGGAUGUGCCAAAUGGAGCCAGGUCCUACUUUAUAGUAAACUGGACUGAUGGCAGUGUGAAUAACAGCAGUACCACUUCAAACACGUCUUACACUGUCACUGGUCUGACUGCUGGAGUGAGCUAUACAUUCACUGUUACUGCAGUUGCUGCAGAUGGUGAAACUAGAGGAGAACCAACUCAGAUCUCAGCAUUCACAAAACCUGAUGUUGCUAGUGACCUGAAUGUGAUCGAAAUUACAACAAGCUCACUGUUUCUGAAUUGGACUGGACCAAGAGGAGAAAGAGCUUUCUUUAAAGUACAGUGGAGCAAUGACAGCAUCAGUUUGAGUUCAGCAACCUCAAACAAUUUCUUUGACAUUACUAAUCUCCAUCCUGGAGUCAAUUACACCAUCCUGAUAUCUGCUGUUGCUGCAGAUAAUAUAACAGAAGGAGAAGCACUUGGUGUUUCAGUCUAUACAAAGCCUGACACUGUUAGCAAUCUCACAGUAGUUAACGUUACAACCUCCUCUAUAUUACUGAACUGGACUGAGGCAAUGGGGAAAAUCUCCCAUUAUGUAAUCCAAUAUGAGAAUUUCAGUACGCCAAUGAAUACGUCUACUGAACGCACCAUGAUUGACAUAACUAAUCUGACUCCUGGAGUGCAGUACAUGUUCAAAGUGUUUGCAGUUGCUGCAGAUGAUAAAACAGAAGGAAAUUACAGCUGCAUUUCUGCCUACACAAAACCUGAUGUUGCUAGUGACCUGAAUGUGAUUGAAAUUACAACAAGCUCACUGUUUCUGAACUGGACUGGACCAAGAGGAGAAAGAGCUUUCUUUAAAGUACAGUGGAGCAAUGACAGCAUCAGUUUGAGUUCAGCAACCUCAAACAAUUUCUUUGACAUUACUAAUCUCCAUCCUGGAGUCAAUUACACCAUCCUGAUAUCUGCUGUUGCUGCAGAUAAUAUAACAGAAGGAGAAGCACUCGGUGUUUCAGUCUAUACAAGUAUGUUUCAGAGAAUUGUGUUCUCUUUUGAUGACAAAAGGAAAUUUUGA